CUGGAAUAAGAGCCCUGAGGCUCGGGCGAGAAGCGCCCACGGCAGGUGUUGGGUCUGGAUCCGUCCCUCCGCAGUACUGAAACUCCAUUUACCAGAGAGGCGUUAUGGGAUUCCGGAAAUUCUCACCCUUCCUGGCUCUCAGCAUCUUGGUCCUGUGCCAGGUAGACAGCCUCCAGGCAGCACCUUUCAGGUCUGCCUUGGAGAGCAGCCCAGACCUGACACCCAGUGAGGAGGAAGCACGCCUCCUGCUGGCUGCACUAGGGCAGGACUAUGUGCAGAUGAAGGCCAGUGACCUGGAACAGGAGCAGGAACCUGAGAUGGAGGACUCCAGCAUCACUGCCCAGAAGCGUGCCUGCAACACUGCCACCUGUGUGGCCAACCGGCUGGCAGGCCUGCUGAGCAGAUCAGGGGGUGUGGUGAAGGACAACUUUGUGCCCACCAAUGUGGGUUCCAAAGCCUUUGGCCGGCGCCGUAGAGACCUUCAGGCCUGAGCAGCUAAAUGGCCCAGGAAGAAGGUUACCUUGAAGCUGAACUCACCACUUCCAUUAAUUUGUGUUGACAACUUGGUGAGAAGAUACAUGUUUGCAUCCUACUAGAUACUGAAAAAAAGCACCAUUGUCACUUGAAAGGAAUGAAACUGAAUGCAAAAUAAGCUAAUUCCAUAUUUGUUGUGCAUCAUUUUUAUAUUUAAUGCUAUGUCCAGUAUAUGUGAUGGCAUUUCCCAUUGGCUUAUCUAAUAGCAAACUGGUUCUUUGAGGACCAUCCUGUUGAUCAUGGCAGCUCUGCCAAACCUUAGGGGACAUGAAAUCACUGCCUCUUGUAACCUCCAGGAACACAUAUGGUAAUGGUGAUGUUGCGCCUUGUUGUCUAAGAAAAUGAUUGUACAAUUUGUUUAAGGAAAUGUCAAAAUUGUGCCAUUUGUGAAC
This is a messenger RNA of Sciurus carolinensis (gray squirrel), 926 nucleotides long. Its product is annotated as calcitonin gene-related peptide 2-like. The record is from RefSeq and is a predicted model, not a curated record. Gene Ontology annotation, cellular component: extracellular region. Gene Ontology annotation, molecular function: hormone activity; calcitonin receptor binding. The transcript is spliced from 5 exons. NCBI's taxonomy places the organism in Eukaryota, Metazoa, Chordata, Mammalia, Rodentia, Sciuridae. Bases 105 to 491 code for a protein of 128 amino acids.